Messenger RNA from Phytophthora sojae, 594 nucleotides. RefSeq lists its product as hypothetical. Lineage: Eukaryota; Oomycota; Peronosporomycetes; Peronosporales; Peronosporaceae. The record is from RefSeq and is a predicted model, not a curated record. The transcript is spliced from 2 exons. The coding region runs from base 1 to 594 and encodes 197 amino acids.
AUGGAUGCGGUCCGCGGCCGCCACGACGACGCACUCAAGACCAUCGAGCGUGCGCUCAUCGCGUCGUCGUCGGGCGACCGGCAGGACCGCGUUGAGCUCCGGGUUAACCAGACCGUGCCCUCGCUCGCUGGCCCCGCGCUACGGCCCGACCUCCAGCUGUACAACCACACCAAGAAGACGGUGGCGGUGGUCGACCUGGCCGUGGCGUUCGAGGAGCAGGCGGGCGAGGACCCGGACAGCUCAGCGCUGGCCCGCAUCGCCGCACACAAGCGCGCCAAGUACGACCGCAUCAAGCGCCACCUCGAGCGCCAAGGGUGGAAGGUGCACCUCUCGGCGCUCGUUUACGGCUCGCUUGGUGCGGUCGCCGGUGGCAACCGCUCGGUUUACACCGAGCACCUGGGGCUGCUCAAGCGAGAUGCGAAGCGGCUGGACUGGCAGCUAUCUGCCGCGUGCAUACAGUCCAGCCGUCGCAUCUGGAACCUGCAUUGCAGCCAGCACCGCGCCCGCCAGCACGCACAGCGCCCCAGCCAAGACACCAGGGGCAGUCGGGUGACGGAGACCGGGGGGACUCCGUCGCGCUCCGGCCGCCGCUAG